AGAGCGGCGGGGGAGUGGGGCGCGAUUAUUAAAGCAAACACCAACACCCCACCCCUCUUCUCCCCUUCAAAGUGGCCCCAUCCAUGGCCUCCGGUCAAACCCUAGCCCCCAAAUCGCCCCCACAACCCCAAUCCCUUCUCGUCCGCGUCGGCGGCGGCGCCCUCCUCAAACCCUAAUCUUCCGAUCCAUCAGCCCCUGCGGAGCUAACCACCUAGGGUUUCGGAGGCAUGGAGGGAGGUGGUGGUGGUGGUGGUGGUGGUGGUGGAGGAGGAGCGGAUGUGGAGCUCGUGUGCAAGACGCUGCAGUUCGAGCACAAGCUCUUCUACUUCGAUCUGAAGGAGAACCCUAGGGGGAGGUACCUGAAGAUCUCGGAGAAGACCGCGGCGACGAGGUCCACCAUCAUCGUCCCCGUCGCCGGGAUCGUCUGGUUCCUCGACCUCUUCAACUACUACAUCGGCACCGACGAGCGCGACGCCUUCAGCAAGGAGCUCAAGCUCGACACCAAGGUGUUUUACUUUGACAUCGGGGAGAAUAAAAGAGGGCGCUUUUUGAAGGUUUCAGAGGCAUCCGUCAAUAGAAACCGCAGCACAAUUAUUGUUCCAGCUGGAAGCUCUGGUGAGGAAGGUUGGGAAGCAUUCAGGAAUGUCUUGUUAGAGAUAAAUGAUGAGGCCUCUCGGCUUUACAUCGUUCCAAAUCAGCAACACAUGGAACCUCCUGAGCGCCUUCCUGGACUCUCGGAUGAUGUUGGGGCCGGAUUCAUAUCGGGUCAUGGGUCCCAGUCGGCCUCUGGGUCAGAGUUGCCUGUUGACAGAUUGGUCGAACUGCCUCCGCAGGAUGAAGUCGGAGGCAUGGGGAUGUCUAAAGUAAUAAGGGCAGACCAGAAGAAAUUUUUCUUUGAUUUGGGGAGCAAUAAUAGGGGCCACUUUUUGAGGAUAUCAGAGGUUGCUGGAGCAGAUCGCUCGUCGAUCAUCCUACCAUUAUCCGGCUUAAAGCAGUUCCACGAAAUGAUUGGUCAUUUUGUCGACAUAACCAAGGACAGGCUUGAAGGGAUGUCGGGCCCAAAUGUACGCAACGUCGAGCCGGCACAAAGAUAAUCAGUUUGAUCGUUUCGGGUUUUGUUUGCUUGUUUUUCUAGCCCUCUCUGGUAACUAAUUGUUCCUUAGAAAGUUGCCUGUUUGUGUAGAGCAUGGAGUUUAUGUUAAUUCAUAUCUGGAGGAUAAUAAUCUUAGGUUUGCCUGUUUCGUGGUGGAGAGGUGAAUUGUUUGCCGAGCUUUCUUUGUGAGGAAUAAUGAGCAUACAUUGUUCUUAUGGUGGUAUAAAAGGGUGGCUCCUGCAUCAUGUGAUACCGUGGUUUCA
Molecule: messenger RNA, 1356 nt
Organism: Ananas comosus (pineapple)
Lineage: Eukaryota; Viridiplantae; Streptophyta; Magnoliopsida; Poales; Bromeliaceae
Product: transcription factor Pur-alpha 1-like
Exons: 5
Coding region: 228-1094 (288 amino acids)
Biological process (GO): regulation of transcription by RNA polymerase II
Cellular component (GO): nucleus
Molecular function (GO): RNA polymerase II transcription regulatory region sequence-specific DNA binding; purine-rich negative regulatory element binding; DNA-binding transcription factor activity, RNA polymerase II-specific
Source: RefSeq, a predicted model, not a curated record